Pristis pectinata (smalltooth sawfish) is the source of this 6015-nucleotide messenger RNA. It is a transcript of the gene magi3a, whose product is annotated as membrane associated guanylate kinase, WW and PDZ domain containing 3a. Lineage: Eukaryota; Metazoa; Chordata; Chondrichthyes; Rhinopristiformes; Pristidae. Gene Ontology annotation, cellular component: cytoplasm. Gene Ontology annotation, biological process: signal transduction. Gene Ontology annotation, molecular function: protein binding. The record is from RefSeq and is a predicted model, not a curated record. The coding region runs from base 180 to 4211 and encodes 1343 amino acids. The transcript has 22 exons.
GCGGCAGCCGGUCACCGAGAACUCGGAGCUUCGCGCCCGUGGAAGGAGCGGGAUUAGGCGGCUGCAGCGGGGCUCGGGAGGAAGGGGAAGGGGGGGUACGGGGACUCGGUGAAGCCCGCGGACCGGGAGCCCGGGGCUCGCUGUGAUGCGCUCCCGGUGACCCGGCCCGAGGCCCCGCCAUGUCCAAGUCGUUGCGCCGGAGGCGGCACUGGCUGAGCCGGGCUCAGGAGGUGGCCGUGCCCGGGGAGGCGCUGCAGCUGGGCGGCGGGGCGGAGUUCGGGCAGUUCCCGGUGUUGGCCUCCGCUCCCAGCGGCCUUGAGCUCGGCCCGAGUACCGGCGACAUCCUGCUGGAGGUGAACGGCACCCCGGUCAGCGGUCUCACCCGCCGCGAUGUGCGGGCCGUCAUCCGGCACUUCCCGCAGCCCGUCCGGGUGCGCACCGUGCGGCCAGGCAGGAUAAUAAACAAGGAGCUUCGCCACUACCUCAGCCUGCAGUUCCAGAAGGGGUCAGUGGACCACCAACUGCAGCAGGUGAUCCGGGAUAAUUUGUACCUGAGAACCAUACCAUGCACUACAAGGCCACCCCGGGAUGGUGAAGUCCCAGGGGUUGAUUAUAACUUCAUUUCUCUGGAAGAGUUUAAAACACUAGAAGACAGUGGAGCCCUUUUGGAGAGCGGAACAUUUGACGGUAAUUUCUAUGGGACGCCAAAGCCUCCUGCAGAGCCUGGUCCCUUUCAGCAAGAUGUAGUGGACCAGGUUGUUCUGGAUGACAGUUCGGAUGAGGCACAAAGGAAACGAACAACAUCUGUAAGCAUGAUGCAGCGAGCCGACACCCUGGUCCCAGAUGAAGAAGAUGACGACGAGAGACCCACUGCUAAUGGAACUGGUUAUCCAGGGCCAGGGCCCAGCCACACUGAUGGGGUCACAGAAUUCAGGUACUUGGAUCCGGUUACCAGGGAGGACUUGAUGGAGCCACUGCCGAGCAAUUGGGAGAUGGCCUACACCGACAGCGGAAUGAUCUACUUCAUCGAUCACAACACUAAGACUACCACAUGGCUGGACCCUCGGCUUGCUAAGAAAGCAAAACCCCCAGAGGAAUGCAAUGAAGGGGGCACUGACUCCUUGCUGGGGCAUGGUUCCAUGGGCACCACCGGUUGCCCUCCAGUAUCUCGCCCAAGUGGCCAUUCUACAUCUGUGGGCCUAUACGAGCUUCCAUAUGGCUGGGAAAAGAUCAGUGAUCCAGUUUAUGGCUUCUACUACAUUGACCAUGUAAACCAGAGAACCCAGUUUGAGAAUCCAGUCAUUGAAGCAAAGCGGAAAAAGCAGCUGAUCCAUCAUCGGGACAGUCAGCGAGGGUUGCAUGGGGAUCAGCGGCCAGAGAGACCGAUGUUUACGAGGGACCCCUCCCAUCUUCAGGGAAUGCUCAUUAGAACAACACUUCAGAAGAGUGCUAUGGGGUUUGGUUUCACAAUCAUUGGAGGAGACAGCCCAGAUGAGUUCCUGCAGGUGAAGAAUGUAAUUCAAGAUGGACCUGCUGCUCAGGAUGGGAACAUGUUGGCAGGUGAUGUAAUAGUGUAUAUAAACAGCACUUGUGUCCUUGGGCAGACUCACGCCGACGUUGUGCAGCUUUUCCAGUCUGUUCCCAUCAACCAAACGGUGAAGUUGAUUCUGUGUCGCGGCUACCCGCUUCCCGUUGACACACAGGUGCCGACCAUUGAUGUAGUGAGUGCCAACCCCGUCCUUGAUGGGCUACCUAUGGCUGCAAAGCAGGCAAGUGCCACCCAGAGCCAUCAGACCUCGCCCGGGCUCCCAGACCACAGUGGGAGAGAGGCCCCAGCAGGUGCUGUCGAGCGCCUGAACGGACCUUACCUUGGCCUGACUGAAGACCGAUCGUCCAUGACUUCAUCAGCAGGUUCACAGCCCGAGACGCUGACCAUUCCUCUGCUGAAGGGGCCAAAGGGUUUUGGUUUUGCCAUAGCGGACAGCCCAGCUGGACAGAAAGUGAAGAUGAUCCUGGACAGCCAGUGGUGCAAAGGUCUACAGAAAGGUGAUGUGAUCAAGGAAGUUAACCAGCAGAGUGUGCAGCAGCUGAGCCAUGCCCAGGUGGUGGAGAUCCUAAAGGACUGGCCUGUGGGGAGUGAAAUAUCACUGCUGGUCCAAAGAGGAGGUCCUCCUUCACCAACUAAAAUGCCAAACACUACAUCGGAGCAUGAAGAAAAUCAAGCAACUUCCCAGAAUGUCUCCGCAAGCCUCCCCAUCCCCCAGCCCAUGCCCUUCCCUCCCAAUGCUGUGAGGCCCUCCUCUCCCAAACGUGACCCCACUGAGGUGUACAUACAAUCCAAGACGAUAUUCGACAACAGACCUCCGAACACUAAAGACAUUGAUAUCUUCCUGCGUAAACUGGAGAGUGGAUUUGGAUUCAGAGUGCUUGGAGGUGAUGGACCAGACACACCCGUUCUGAUUGGAGCCAUUAUCCCACUGGGAGCAGCUGAGCGAGACGGGCGUCUUCGUGUGGCUGAUGAGCUGCUGUGUGUUGAUGGAGUCUCGGUCAAAGGGAGGUCUCAUCGCUUUGUGUUAGAACUGAUGCAAAAUGCAACACGAAAUGGCCAGGUGUUGCUGUCAGUCAGGAGGAACGUCCUGCCUACUGAAGACCAGCAUGAUGACGGUCGAGAUGCAAGUUUGGAUCCUGCAGAGAACGGCUCUCCACGGAUGAAUCACACAGACCAUACCCACAGACUGCCCCAGGGCCCCAACUCAACUGAGUCUACACAGUCAUAUGAUAUUGUUCUGCAGCGUAAGGAGACUGAAGGGUUUGGCUUUGUCAUUAUCACCUCAAAGAACAGAUCCCCAGCUGUUGCAGUGCCGCACAAAAUCGGUCGCAUUAUCGAGGGAAGCCCAGCCGAUCGCUGCGGGAAGUUGAAGGUGACGGAUCGUAUCUCGGCAGUCAAUGGCCAGUCCAUUGUCCAGAUGCCCCACCAUGACAUCGUCCAGCUAAUCAAGGAUGCAGGCCAGACAGUCACUCUUACUGUCACUCCUGAAGAAGAUGUGACUGGCCCUCCUUCAGGAGGCAGCUCAGCCAGACAGAGCCCGGCCUUGCAACACAAACCCAUGGGACAAACUCCAACGCUACACGUCCCAGCACAGGACAACAGCAAGACGGACACAGAUGAAAGGGGCAGUGGGCAGUCACGUGACUUCGUAAAACCACCUUCCUCUAACUACAGGCAGCCAGCGUCCGAUCAGUACCUUCAGCCAGCUGCCGACAGAGAGACGUGGACUGCAGGCGGCAGACCUCAGAACUCUGAAUGCUUCCCUGUUGAAUUGGAGAGGGGGCCCCGAGGGUUUGGAUUCAGCGUUCGUGGUGGCAAGGAGUACAACAUGGGACUCUUCAUCCUCCGGCUGGCUGAAGGAGGUGCAGCAUUACUGGAUGGCAGGAUCCAAGUUGGCGACCAGAUUGUUGAAAUUAAUGGCGAGUCCACACAAGGAAUCACACACAAAAGAGCCAUCGAGCUGAUUCAGUCCGGAGGCAGGAAAGCGCAUCUUGUCCUGAAGCCAGGCAUAGGUCAGGUGCCUGACUUUGACAAUCUGGAUACCCAGGACACUCCAUAUUCCAGCCUCCAGGAACUACCCACUGCUCCUGAAGACCCGCCAUCACUAUCCUUUCCACAUUCCGCCCCAAACCUUACUGAUCCUGAAAAGACUCCUUCAAAGGAGAAGCCACAGAGAGAACAAGAGCCCGGAACCAACGUGGUGGGCAGACGGGAGGCGGGGGAGGAAGGUCGCGCCGAGUUGGUAAUGGAAAAGGUGGAGCCGGGGGAGAGUGCGAGCAGCCCGAAGAGAGCGCGGCCGCCGGGCAGCUCCGGGAAGGCCCAGAGGGACGAAUGCAAGCAGCGGGGAGUCGGCGGGAAGGAGCGGCCGGCGGUAGGAGGGCGGGGGCGAUCGCGCAGCCCGCCGGGCAGGGCGGCGGAGGGGCGGGCCGGCAGCCCGGAGAGCGGCCAGAGGAAGGCGGGCACUGAGCGGAGGCUCCCGGCGAAGGGCAGCGGGCAGGGAGCGGGGCAGAGCCGCCCCGGCAACAGCGCGAAUCCAAGGAAAGGGGAGCACGACGGCUCAACAUUGCAGCCCAGCCCAAGGGCAACAGCAGCACCGACCGCGAGAAAGGCACUGAUAACCCCCGGGCCCUGGAGAAAGCCAGAUGCUCAGAGGCCCGUGUAACAGAAAACAAACAAAUUAUAUAUGUUAAAUUAUUUUUUUAUAAACUUUGAUUUCGGUUAAGCACCUGUUGCAUCUUAUUUAAAAAUUCUGUAGCUCAAUCGAUGUUCUCUGCGGAAAAAAAACUUUGUCCAAGUGAAGGAAUGACUCCGGUACUCGGCCGUUGGGUAUACUUGACUGGCUGCGAAGGAAAGUCUGUUGGGGUUUCCCUGCUUUGCAAGUUGUUUACUUGGAGGUGUGCGCUUGUGAUCCACUUUCCCUGCCCCCGCGAGUUAGCAGUUGCCCCCAUCCGAUUGCAGUGGCAGAUUGGCGUAAGAUUCACCCGUCACAGGUCGCUCUCCCCCGUGGGGUGUGACCUGUCGCUCUGUCUGUGAGCAAUUUCAGGCGGCGGGGCAUGAGGCUAUCACGUGGUAUCCGCCUGUAACAUCGAGAGUAGAGUCUCGCCACUGCUUUGCAGACCUGAAAUCAGUAGUUUAAGAACAAACAUCUUGAACGUUAACCAGCGUAGUUAUUUGUUUCGUUUCAUACUUUUCAGCCUGGGCCAACCGUGCGGCGCUUCAAUCAUUGUUUCCUUUAAUACGAUCUUGAAAUCUUCCUGUCGCCUGCUGUUGAACUGAAAUAACUUGGUAUUCUCACCACCAUUGAAUGGCAAUCGCUUGGCUGCUAGUUUCAGUAUCUGCGGGCUCCUCUCAAUCAAAAGGAUCUGUGAAAUUUUGUGUGCGAUUCGCUGCUUCCUAGACUGACCGAGCUGAGUUGGUCAGACUAACGAGCAGCGACAUCUGCACAGAACAUAUUCCAUGGAGAUUAGCGAUUAUUUUGUUCGCGGUAUAAUUCCAAUGCAGUUUCUUAUAAGCAUCUUCAGUACUUUGGUGACAGCUUUUGUUUAAACAAGACGCAUCUCCCAUACCAACCUGUGUUGGGAGUUUCACCCGGCUCCAAUGUUAGAGGAUUGGUACGCACAUAAGCUUCCCUCUGUUUUAUCCAUGUUCUGCGCCCCACAGAGAGAGGUGCUGUAGCAAACACUUGCAGGUCGUUUACGAUCUGUAACGGAUUAAUUCUGGAAAUCAUGGCUGCGAUAGAAUAGAUGAGCCGUUUGUAGCCCGUUGCUCUCUGGAAUGACCUCCCCAUACCUGGCCAAUGCCCGCGCUCUUUCUCUUUACCAACACCCCUCCCCCUCCUCCACCCACAGUGUAAUGUGCAUUCUCUGACUUAAUCAUGUUGAACAUUUUGUAUCUCUGCUACAUAACUUGCAUUGCCCUGCAGGGAGAUGUGUUGCCAAUAAGUAUUUCUGUUACCCUCCAUAGCACUGUAUGUUCCUUUUUCUACCCUUCCAGCUAAGAAACAGUAGGAAAUAACGACCCUGGACUGUGAGUGUGGUGCAGGCAGUGUCUUGUGACCACUUUACUGUUAUAUUUCAUAUGCGAUAAUGUGUAAAAGUUGAAUUUAGGAAAUCAUGCAGAAAUGUUUUGAUAUUCCACACAGCUCAUCCACCGAUGAGCUCCAGCUUUCACUCCACAGUGUUGUCUGAAUUUCCUUGUUGGUAGAGUAGCUAUACUCAUUGUUCCAACCCAUCAGUAACAUACAAAGCAUCUUGCAGACUGUACAGUACUCAAGGCAUGGGUGUGGCCUUUGAGUAAAGCUGAACAAGCCUUGAGUUGUUGGUUGUAAAUUUUUAUACUGUACAGUCUCUAUAAAUACUGUCAUUAGGGAGAGAUCUGUAAACCCUCAUUAUUUUUUUAUGUAUGACAUGAAAAAUGCAAUCCUUGGUCAUGGUGUUGAACUGUUGCACUGUAAAAUAAAUCUUAAC